Molecule: messenger RNA, 2853 nt
Organism: Brassicogethes aeneus
Lineage: Eukaryota; Metazoa; Arthropoda; Insecta; Coleoptera; Nitidulidae
Source: the annotation of a GenBank genome assembly
UUAUUUUGUGUAAUUUUUCGGCUGUGCCUCUUGUUUGGCGCGUUUUUACUCCUCCAUCUUUAUCUCGUGUUAUAAUUGUCUUGGUUAUCUGAUAAGAUAACUUAUCUACAACAAAGAAAUCUUAAGUGAAUUCGUUCACAUAAAAUAGCUGGCAACACUGCCCAACCAACGGCAUCUUAUUUUAAGGUUAAGUUGUUUACUUCAUAAAUUCAUAUAUCUGUGUUGUUUAAUAUUGCCUUCUGAUGGUAGAUAUUAAUCAAUUUUUAAUACAAAACAGUGGAUGUAAAGAUGGAAUUGCUUUUUGAUGGUAAAUGUAGGACUUGUUUGGGUGUAUUAAGUGAUUCGGGAACCAAUGUUACUCAAGUACAGUCAGAAAUAAUCUCCAAAAGUGUUACAAAACUGGUUAACUGUGUUUCUCUGCAAGAUGUAAUUUGCAAUGAUUGUUUUAAGUGUUUGAACGAGUUUUAUUACUUCAUAAAAAAGUUAAAGGAGGUUGAUGAAGAAAUAAAUAAGAUAACUCUGUCGAGUACAAAUAAUUUAAAAGACUUUUUGGAGGAUUUCAGUAAUGAUAUAACGGACCUGGACUAUUUAAAUAAUGAUGAUAAUGAUCAUUCCUACUUUACUUUGCCGGAGGUUGAAGCAAAUAACCCCUCGGAUAAAACUGUGGUGGAAAAUACACCUAAAGUAAACGAACUGGCCACCAAAAUUGAAAUUAAAGAAAUUUUAAAUGAAAUCACAAUCCCAAAUGAUCACUGCUACCCAAAAAUGGGGCUGCAUGUUAGCUGCAAAGAAGAAACCAAUAUUAAAAUAGAUGUAGAUAGGGCUGUUUCAUUACAACUUGAAGAAGAUAAGCUUCAAGCAUUAGUGAAGGACCUGCAAAACGAUGGAGUCUUGGUUAAUGAUAUUUCAUCGAAAAAACCAGGCAGAAAGCGAAUAAUCAUUCUUGGUGGAGGAAUGAAUGUUUCAUAUGGCCAGUGUUCAAUAUGCUCAAAAUUGUUUAGGGAUAAAGAGCUAUUAGCCAAACAUGAAGAAGCCUGCAAAGUAUUAGUGAUAACGUGUGUUUUAUGUAAGGAAACAUUCGCCAAACAGAGUUUAUACAACAAUCAUAUGAGAGAAAAACAUCGCCGGUGUGUAAAAUGUCGCGAAUAUUUCAAAGACGAUGUCGAUUACAAUUCGCACAGGGAUGUUUGCAGAAAAUUAUUCCAAUGCAAAAUAUGCAGCGAAAAGUUUGUAAAAUCGAAUCAGUUGGCGCGACAUCAAAGUGAAGUUCAUAAUAUAAAGGAAGUUCCCGGAUUGUGCGAUAUAUGCGGGAAAACAUUCGAAAAGAAGUCUUCUUUAAUGUCUCAUAAACAGAUACAUACAAACCAGAAAAAAUGUUCGAAAUGCGGCAAAAUACUACUCAACAUGGCUGCACUGAGAACUCAUAUGACCUACGUGCACAACAGUGGUAAUCUACCGUGCGAAUUCUGCGGUAAGAUGAUUUCCAAAGGCGGUCUCAAAGCCCACUUGAAAAUCCACGCGAAAAAUGAAGCCACGCUAUCUUGCACGAAGUGCGACAAAAAGUUCUUCUGGAACUUCCAACUUAAAAGACACCUGGAGAGUCACUUGGUUAAUAGGGUACCAAGGCAUGUAUGUAAACAUUGCGGGGCAGCUUUUAUCUCGAAUUUCGGUCUUUUUAACCACGUUGCGAAAACUCACCGUCCAACAUUGCACACCUGUGAGUUUUGUGACAAGACUUUUCAUCGAAACGAUUAUUAUAGGAAUCAUAUGAAUUCACAUUAUGGGAUAAAGAAUAAGUCCAAGAAGAAGUAUACAGAAGUAUAUAGAUUAAAAAAAAUCACAUGCGAGAUAUGCAAAAAAGAAGUCCGUUAUGAGAGGAGGAAGCUACAUAUGGAUUCCCAUAAUUCAGUAAAAAAGUUCAAAUGCCAAUAUUGUGAAAUCUCAUUCACUACAAAAAAUAAUUUAGAAAGACACGAGCAAAAGGUGCACGGUGGAAAAUUAAAGUACAGGUGCAAUAUUUGCUGGUCAAAAUUUUUGACUGAAAAUGAUCGAAAUGUUCACAAAUGCUCUGGCAAAGGAAAAAAAUGCGUAUGUGAAACAUGUGGAAAAAGUUUCGCUAGAAAACAUUUAUUAACCAAACACUGCCAACAAGAACAUACACCAGAAGAAGAAAAUGAGGAAGAAAUGGCAUAAAAAAUGUAUUUUAUAUAAAUAAAACUCACUACAUAUAAACAAAUCAUUUAAGAACAAUGUACACUUUCAUAUUUAUCUACAUCUAAAGCUGAUUUCUCUAAAUUGGGCAAAUGGUCGAGAAAAGGCAAUAUUAUACCAAUAUACCCUUGCACACCAUCCGAAAGUAAGUUAAAGUCCUUAAAAAUAUUUUCGUUUACUUCAAUAAGUUUCCCUUGCACACCAGCAUACACAGGAUACUCAUCUCCGUCCUCCGAUUCAAUAACGCACAAUUUCGUAUUCUCUCUCACAAGAGCAGCCCCCUUUUUCUUCUUCCCAGUCAACUUCUUUUUUGUGAGAUCGUGACUUGCUUUAAAAUUAACACUUUUUAUAUUCUUAUGUUUCGUUAUAAUAUCGUGUUUUUUCGAUAGAUAAAUCAAAAUUAAUUUGUUGGUGUGUAUCCUCAGCAUCGUAUCCAGUAUUUUCCCAUUUUCCUCUUUAACUAGGUAUUUUUCGUCGUAAUACCUUUUAUGUACGGGUUUAAACGUUUCCAAUUCUUCCGGGGUAAUCGUUUCCAACGGCGAAACAACAUAAUGUUGGAAACUAUCAGCGUGUAUUUCCAUUUUGUUGUUUAUACACAAAGCAAAACACAUUCAAAAUUGUUAGGUUAGGUGAUGAAAAUUG